Messenger RNA from Teleopsis dalmanni, 3044 nucleotides. RefSeq names its product ionotropic receptor 25a (gene Ir8a). The coding region runs from base 413 to 2965 and encodes 850 amino acids. Gene Ontology annotation, molecular function: transmitter-gated monoatomic ion channel activity involved in regulation of postsynaptic membrane potential; glutamate-gated receptor activity. Gene Ontology annotation, cellular component: postsynaptic membrane; plasma membrane. Lineage: Eukaryota; Metazoa; Arthropoda; Insecta; Diptera; Diopsidae. The record is from RefSeq and is a predicted model, not a curated record. The transcript is spliced from 10 exons. Gene Ontology annotation, biological process: modulation of chemical synaptic transmission; monoatomic ion transport; synaptic transmission, glutamatergic.
AUUUGAAAAGCGAACAGCUUCUAGCGUAUAACUUAAAUUUUAAUAUCACAAGUAACCAAAAAUUAGUGGAAUAUGUCAAAGUUAAUUGAAAUAAAAAUUAUUCAAACAAAGACAAAAAGAGGAAAUCAAUUUGAACAUGAACUACUUAUACCACAAUAAUGGAUGAUUCUGUCUUAAUUGAGACAAAUAUCUUGGUCAUCAAAUAAAUUAUGGGAUUACUCAUUGGAACAGUUGGAGGAGAAAAUGUUGUUACGACGACAUCUGCUUAUAAUUGUAGUCAACUUUUUGGGUAGAUCCUGUACAAAAGGAUAUCUAUGGCGAUAUAAAAAAUACCUUAAAGGAAAUCGAGAAUUUGCACUUAGAUGUCAGCAUAAACGAUUAUGUAUUGGUCGUCGAAAAUGAUGAGGAAAAAAUGGCAAACAACUUCAAUAAAUUUUGUGAAAUACUUUCUACAGAAGGAGUUUCAGUUGUUCUUGAUUUUACCUAUCAUAUUUGGCAAGAGGGUCUUGAGUUGUUAGCCAAACAAAAUGUGCCAUAUUUGCGAGUGGAUCGUCUAUUGUCACCAUUUUUACAAUUAUUUGCAGAGUUUUUGCAUCAAAAAGGCGGCAAUGAUGUUGUUUUAAUUUUUCAAAAUGAGCAGGAUAAAUAUGAGGCACUGCUUCAUAUAGUCGAUGGCUACCGUUUUCGUACACUUCUAUUAAAUGCUGGCGAUGAUAAUGAAUUUGUACAACGCAUAGAGAGACUACGUCCUAGUCCAUCAUAUUAUGCUAUCUUUGCACGUGGUACUAAUAUGAAUAACAUAUUUGAAAAGAUAAACAAAGGGAACAUAUUUCUACGUCCCACAGAAUGGCAUUUCGUUUUUCUGGACCCGCGUGAUCGUGGUUUUAAAUACAAAAAACAAGUAGAGUUUGCCAACAAAUUUACUAUGAAUGCGAAGAGUUUGUGUAGAUCGAUGCGAAUGAAGGACACUUACUGUCUAAGUGGAUUUACAAUACAACGUGGCCUUUUGUUGGAGAUAUUUCGAAGCCUGACCUAUUUAAAGCAGUAUAAUAUGGAUUGGUUAAACCCUUUGUAUAUUGAUUGUAACGAAACGGAAGUUAUUAAUCCCUACAAAUUGGAUUUGCUUACACAUUUGGAUUUACAAUAUUUCUUAACGUUUUCUACAGUUCCUGUCGUUGACAACGAGAUUCUAGAAGAAUUUAUACCUCCCAUGUUGACAUAUAAUGUUAAUGUCUCCAUUAACUUUUAUUCAAGUGAACAUGAGGCUGUAACAGACCUAGCACUUUGGCAAAAUGGCGAACUACGUAAGAUCAAUGAGACUAUAUCACCUGCAAAACGAUUUUUUCGAAUCGGAAUGACAGAAGCAAUACCAUGGAAUUAUUAUCGUCGUGAUCCGCGUACUGGUAAAGUAAUACUUGAUCGUAACGGAAAACCAAUUUGGGAAGGCUACUGUAUUGAUUUUGUGAACACUCUGGCACUCAAGUUAAAUUUUGUCUACGAAAUUGUUGAACCUACUAAAGGAAAAUUUGGGAAACGUAAUCCUAAAACUGGCGAGUGGGAUGGUAUUGUUGGUGACCUUGUAACGGGAGAAACAGAUUUUGCUGUCACUGCACUUAAGAUGUAUUCCGAACGUGAAGAAGUUAUUGACUAUAUUGCUCCUUAUUUUGAACAGACUGGCAUAUCGAUAGUAAUGCGUAAACCAGUACGUCAGACAUCGCUCUUUAAGUUUAUGACUGUAUUGCGUUUGGAAGUCUGGCUUAGUAUUAUAGCCGCCUUGAAUGCAACAGCUGUUAUGAUUUGGCUAAUGGACAAAUACUCACCUUACAGUGCAAGGAAUAAUAAGGAAGCCUACCCAUAUCCAUGCAGAGAAUUUACUUUGAGAGAAAGUUUUUGGUUUGCAUUAACUUCGUUCACACCGCAGGGUGGUGGAGAGGCACCAAAGGCUGUUUCUGGACGUAUUCUAGUUGCUGCUUAUUGGUUAUUUGUGGUUUUAAUGUUAGCUACCUUUACUGCAAAUCUUGCUGCUUUUUUGACAGUGGAACGUAUGCAAACUCCAGUUCAAUCACUAGAGCAAUUAGCACGCCAGUCGCGCAUUAAUUAUACUGUAGUUUCUGAGUCCGACACUCAUCAGUAUUUUAUUAAUAUGAAAUUUGCAGAAGAUACUUUGUAUCGUAUGUGGAAGGAACUAUCGUUAAAUGCAUCAGAAGAUUAUCAUAAAUUUAGAAUUUGGGAUUAUCCAAUUAAAGAACAAUAUGGACAUAUUUUAUUGGCCAUCAAUGGUUCCAAUCCUGUGGUAAAUGCUAAUGAAGGUUUUCGCAAAGUGAAUGAACAUGAAAAUGCUGACUUCGCAUUUAUACACGACUCCUCUGAAAUUAAGUAUGAAAUAACGCACAACUGUAAUUUAACAGAAGUCGGUGAAGUCUUCGCCGAACAGCCGUAUGCAGUAGCAGUGCAACAAGGCAGUCAUCUAACUGAUGAAUUUAGCUUCACAAUUUUGGAAUUGCAAAAAGAUCGUUAUUUUGAGGAGCUCAAAGCAAAAUAUUGGAAUUAUUCUCUGCUUAGGGAAUGUGCAUUGGCUGAUGGUCAGGGCGGUAUUACGCUCGAAAGUUUGGGAGGUGUCUUUAUUGCUACACUGUUUGGUUUAGGUUUGGCUAUGGUUACGCUGGGUGUAGAAUUGUUUUACUACAAACGAAAGCAUAUUAAUUCUGCAACCAAGAGAGGCGUUAUUAAAGUUAAACCGGUAAAUGAAGAUAUUGUGUCUGAAGCCUGGAACGAAAAUAAAGACACUAAUAAAAUAACUCCUCCGCCAUUAUUUGAGCAACUCACAUUUCGUGGUAAGACUAUUCCUCCAAACAUAACUUUGGGUGAUUCGUUUAAGCCAAGGCAAAUUAGUAAGAAGAUACGUCAGAAACUUAGCGGAGAGGCGACUAAUGAAGACCCAAAGUUACCUCCUUACGUAGAGUAGAUUCAUUAUUGUAGUCAUGUUCUUGUAUUGCACUUUCUUCUAGUUUUGUUUAAUUUAAGCACUAAAAUGUUUUAAAACA